UCCGUCUACAGGCUGCUGAAGAAGUACUGCGGGGAGCGCCCCUACUACCUGCAGCUGCUGGAGCUCUUCCUGCAGACUGGCUACCAGACUGAGCUCGGGCAGGCACUGGACCUCAUCACUGCUCCGAUUUCCCAGGUGGAUUUGAGUCGCUUCAGUGAGCAGAGGUACAAGGCGAUCGUUAAGUACAAGACAGCGUUCUACUCCUUCUACCUGCCCGUGGCCGCAGCCAUGUACAUGGCUGGCAUUGACAGUAAGGAGGAGCACGACAACGCCAAAGCGAUCCUGCUGGAGAUGGGUGAAUUCUUUCAGAUCCAGGACGAUUACCUGGACUGCUUUGGAGACCCGGAGCUGACGGGGAAGGUUGGCACUGACAUCCAGGACAACAAGUGCAGCUGGCUGGUGGUGGAGUGUCUGCGCCGGGUGACGCCGAACCAGAGGCAGAUCCUGGAGGAAAACUAUGGCUGUAAGGAGCCUGAGAAGGUGGCAAAGGUGAAGGAGCUCUAUGAGGCUCUGGGCAUGAGGGCAGCUUUUCAGGAGUACGAGGAGAGCAGCUACCGACGCCUGCAGGAGCUGAUCGCAAAGCAC
Molecule: messenger RNA, 585 nt
Organism: Mesitornis unicolor (brown roatelo)
Lineage: Eukaryota; Metazoa; Chordata; Aves; Mesitornithiformes; Mesitornithidae
Gene: FDPS
Product: farnesyl diphosphate synthase
Exons: 6
Biological process (GO): trans, trans-farnesyl diphosphate biosynthetic process
Cellular component (GO): cytoplasm
Molecular function (GO): (2E,6E)-farnesyl diphosphate synthase activity; dimethylallyltranstransferase activity
Source: RefSeq, a predicted model, not a curated record